AUGACAUCCCUGAUCUUUGGAUCAAUUUAUCUGUCUCACAAGGGCUUCGUGAAUCACCGUCGUGAAAAACAGCGGCAGAAAAACUAUGAACGAUGGGAAGGCCUUCGUGACGAGUAUGAUGAGCAACGAAAAAUAACCCGGGAAUCGCGAUCUCUCGACAUCCAACGCACCGGGUCAGUUGUUGACUAUGACAAACCGAUCUUGACUCUGCGCGACCAACAAGAAGCGAAUGAUGCUCGUACAAGCUGGCGGCCUCAAGAAGCCUGGGGCGAUGCUCCCGAGAGACGAAGCAGCGUUGAAGUAACAUCUGGUUCGGGCCUGCGACCGUUAGCAAGUCACAAAACCGGGUCUACGUGGGAUGAAGGCUUGCCGCAACCCUUGAAGGUGAGCAGGCGGAAUUGGGACGACUAUGUAUCUCCUGUAAGCAGGAGCAGCAGUCUCAGAAACCCCAGCGGGUCAAAUACAUCCCGAGAUGGGAACGCCAGCAACGCCUCGUCGGUGAACAAACUGUCGCCUCGGCUGGACGUGCCCGCUCCUGCGAGCACUACUCCUCACCCACAUGCUUCCAGGAGCACUAGCAUGCCGGUGGACAUGCUGCCGAAUCAAAAUAUUGAACCGAUUGAGAAUUCAACUCCUGGUGGACGUAUGGCGGAGUUGAUCGAAAUGAGCAACCCUCACCGUCCUGCGCCGUCCACUAACCAGUCGCCACAAACGUAUACAGGGUACCCGACUCAACCCUAC
Messenger RNA from Cladophialophora psammophila CBS 110553, 741 nucleotides. RefSeq lists its product as uncharacterized. The record is from RefSeq and is a predicted model, not a curated record. Lineage: Eukaryota; Fungi; Ascomycota; Eurotiomycetes; Chaetothyriales; Herpotrichiellaceae. The transcript has a single exon. The annotation marks the transcript as partial.